AUGGCCAAAAAAAAGCUCGACCCCUCUGUCAAGCACAGCAGAACCAGAUCCGGCUGUCUCACCUGCAGAGACCGACAUAUGAAAUGUGACGAGCAGCAGCCGGUAUGCAAGAACUGCCAACGUUCGAAAAGAAAGUGCUACAGAGGUAUUCGAUUGAAUUUCACCCAAUAUUCGAUAUAUUCCCCAACCACCACCGCUCCAGAGUCCCAUAAUCCACCAAGCUCCUAUAGAUUGCUCGAUCAAUCUAUAACUAUUGCUUCACUCUACAAUAAUGGCAUUUCUCCCUAUGAACCCUACAUGCAUCUUCAUACUCACGAGGAACUUCGGGAGUCCGACCGCCAGUACGAACGUGAUAUUAACAGUUCGAUUCCAUCUUCCUCCACCACCAACAAAUCACCUUCUUAUGAACAUGAAAAAUCCUUGUGGUCAGCUUCCGGUGUAUCGACCCUCGAUCUAUAUCGACGCCCAAGUAUGGCCGCAAACCCGGUGAUUACGUCGCUCCAAGACCAAAAUCCAGUUUAUGAAAAUGUCAAGCUAAAAGAUUUUUUGUCUGACGAACAACUCAAUUUGACCCAGUCAAGUCAAACUCUCGUUUCUGAGGCUGCACCUCCAAAUUCGGGAGUGCCCAAGGAUGAUAUAGAUGCUUGCGAAUUGGUGUCGCUCAUCCAUGAACAAAAGUUUUAUUGGCUUUUGGAUCUUCUUAAUGGCCUCAAUGCAUGGAAACUGAUAAUCACCCGCUAUUGCCUUGACGCUCUGUCGGUGGAAAAUGACAUUUAUGAUAAUGAAUUUCUCUUGAGAUGCCUUUAUCGAUGUUCCAUCAGAGACGAGGUGUCGGAUAUCUCAGAGUUACUCAAUGAACAAUCUAGUCGGUGGUCUCGAAUUCAGUUCGAAGUGUUUUCCACAGAUAAUUUGACCCAGCACGAGUUGAUACUCAUAAGCAUUGCAUUAGUCCUCCUCCGUGCAUUACUACGAAUUCAGAAUCGUUUACAUGUCGAAAACAUAAGUGGACUUAUUGAUGGACAAAUUAACAUUUUCUAUCACAUAAUAACAAAAUACCAAACAUUACCCCAAAUACAAAGCCAAAGACUUCGAACCGUUGUGUUCGUCACCACGGUGCAAUCGAUCACCAUGCUCAAAUACUUUCUCCACAAGUUGGUCGAAGACAAUCAUUUAAAAUCAAAAUCCGAAACUGGCAAUGAAAAGCAGGGUUCAGACCUCACUACUGGUGAACUCUUGUUCUUGAAGUCUUUUUACAAAGAUUUGGACUAUUCAAAUUCCACUUUCCAAAUGGAUAUCGACCCAUUCGUGGAAAGCAAACUGGAUGCUCGUAAACUUCGAGAACUAAUUUGGUACUUGAUAAGAACUGAGCAUCUAGCUCAAAAUCCCGAAGAAGAAACCGAGGAUUUGGAAUAUGGUCAAGUAUUCAGUAAUGAGUAUAACUUGUUCGAUUCACUCGGGGUCCCCGAAGUUUCGGAUUAUGGUGUGGAACAAGCUAUUACUGCUGACAUCAUCCCGAAAUUGGUGCUUCCCAACGAACAAGGGCUCGCGAUAUACCUCGUCAAAGAGUACAUUAAUAAGCGAAUCAACGCCAACACCCCGGAAAUGGUUCUCAAGGCCAAUACGAACUUGAAUCGCAUCUUUAGUUAUAUUGAAAGCUCGACCAUGGAGUCUAGUCUCAAGCUAAAGUGGACGCAAAACUUUAGUUGGAUGCUACAAUAG
Meyerozyma guilliermondii ATCC 6260 is the source of this 1719-nucleotide messenger RNA. It is a transcript of the gene AHR1, whose product is annotated as Zn(II)2Cys6 transcription factor AHR1. The record is from RefSeq and is a predicted model, not a curated record. Gene Ontology annotation, molecular function: transcription cis-regulatory region binding; zinc ion binding; DNA-binding transcription factor activity, RNA polymerase II-specific. The transcript has a single exon. Bases 1 to 1719 code for a protein of 572 amino acids. Gene Ontology annotation, cellular component: nucleus. Gene Ontology annotation, biological process: positive regulation of transcription by RNA polymerase II. Lineage: Eukaryota; Fungi; Ascomycota; Pichiomycetes; Serinales; Debaryomycetaceae.